This is a messenger RNA of Bolinopsis microptera, 2121 nucleotides long. RefSeq names its product potassium voltage-gated channel subfamily A member 10-like. Lineage: Eukaryota; Metazoa; Ctenophora; Tentaculata; Lobata; Bolinopsidae. Gene Ontology annotation, cellular component: membrane. Bases 3 to 1652 code for a protein of 549 amino acids. The record is from RefSeq and is a predicted model, not a curated record. Gene Ontology annotation, molecular function: voltage-gated potassium channel activity. Gene Ontology annotation, biological process: protein homooligomerization; potassium ion transmembrane transport. The transcript has 13 exons.
UGAUGGAUUUUUUAGAUCCAGAUGAUUUCAUUUACUCUUCACUGAAAGCUAGAUCCUCCCAAACCUCCACAUCAGGAGUUUCAUCCCUAUCAGAUUUGAGCCCCUUACUACAAGACUGCAAAAGAGACGGAGUGUUUGUAAAAGGGGAUCUCAGUUUUACCUCUAGUUCUGGAGUUUCUCUCCGGUCCCGAUCAUUUCACUCACUGUCUGAGGAGAUGAGGUUGAAAAAACGAAAAUGUGUUGGAGCAAAUGACUCUAAAGAUAUCGACAACAACAGUCUCAACACUGUGAAAAUAACAUUCUCUGAUUACGACUCUAACUCAGAAAAGUCAUGGUCUUCCCAACGAGAAGAGAUGGACUACUUUCCCGGUAACACAGCCAGUCUAAAGAAAGACGACCAAUCAAUAGAAUCAGAGUUCGACAACAAACCCAAAGUAGUUGACUUUGGAAGGGAUAUUGUGCGAGUCAAUGUCUGUGGCCAAGAACACUUCAUACAUUCCACCCUACUCUCCAAGUAUCCGCACACACUCCUCGGCUCAACUGAAAGAGAGCGCUACUUCAGAGCAGACCUCAACUCUUACUACUUUGACAGGAACAGACACGCGUUUGAUGCGGUUAUGGGAUAUUACUUGUCAGGGGGUGUAUUCAUGUAUCCUUCUAAGCUGAACAGAGAAGUUGUUCACAGAGAGAUGUCUUUUUACAAAAUACCAAUAUACGAUGAACAGGAAGUCACUGCUGUCAAAAUGCCUGUUCCAACUAAUUUCAAAGAAAAGGCACACAUGUUGCUGAAUUAUCCUAAAUACAGUAACCUGGCAACCGCUUUGUCAGUGUGCGACUGUGUUCUUAUUUUCAUCGCUGUGGCUAUGCUUAUUUUGGAGACAGAACCUCAGUUUAAAAAUCAUUUUGAAGUAACGUCGGACCCACUUUACAACUACCUGUUUGGACUCAACUCUGUUAUAAUGCUCUAUUUUACUGUUGACUAUCUCCUACGCCUAUUUACGCACCCCACAAAAAAACAGUUCUUCAAGAUGUUCCUACCGUGGCUGGACAUGCUGUCUAUCCUUCCUUUCUACGUGGAGGUCAUCAUGAUGGCUUUUUCUACAAACCAACGAACUAAUGCAGAAGAUGAGAAAAGUAACAGUGGUCUAGUGGUUCUGAGACUGUGCAGAAUAUUCCGUGUAACCAGAGUUUUCAAAUUUGCAAGAAGAUCCGAGAAUCUCUUAAUAUUACUGAAAGCAGUUGGGAAUACUUACAAAGAACUAAUCUUGUUAUCAGGUGUAGUAUCACUAGCGGUGGUAUCGUUUGGCAGUAUCAUGUACACGAUAGAAUCCCUCCCUCAGCCUGCCUGCUACAAUGAAACGGCAGCAGAUUUCCAGACCAACAAAACUGCAGUUUUAAUAUCCUGUGAGAAGACCCAGUUUAGUUCUAUACUCAUAUCGUGUUGGUGGGCCGUUAUCACCGUCACCACAGUGGGAUAUGGUGACAUGAUACCUCUCUCAACCCUUGGAAAGUGCAUGGGAUCCUUCGCAGUGUUCUGUGGUCUGAUUAUAAUAGCACUGCCAGCUACCAUCAUUGUUACUAGAUUCUCUGAAGAAUACGAGAGAUCGAAAAUGCAGAAUGAGAUGAGUCCCUUUUCUUCUGUGGCCAUGUGAAUUUUUACAGCAGAGAUAAGUCCGCUCUUAUUUGUGGCUUUGAGAAUUGUUGCCAUGGCAACAAGAUGGUUAAAGCAGAAAUUUGAUUUACAGAAAUAAAGUGGUCGACAAAAAGUUGUGUGGUUAAAACUGUAAGAAAUUCACCAGUACCAUAUUGUUCUUCUGAGUUUUUACUUGUUGUAAGCUGCAUGCAGUGAACAAAACUGCAAAUGAAGUUUGCGUCAUCAACUAAUUAAGUGGAAAUUAGGAACAGUAUUUUGUAACCCAAUUACAAAUCACGACGAUUUUUUAAAGUGGAGAUGUAUGUCAAUAUAACUGAUCGGUUUUACAUACACACAAUCCAUUAUUGCGUCAGUUUUUCAUUGUAAUUUUGUAAAGCCCAGAAAUGCAGUAUAAAAUGGGAAUGUAUUUAGCAAAUUGAUUGAUCGGCAUUAACGCCUUAAAAUCUUUAAAUAUGAUAAAUUUAGAA